AUGUGGCUGCACUCCGACACACAAGUCGCCAAGCCAGAUGCAUCAGUCAAGCGCCACAACUUGGUUGAGAUGGAGGCCAAGCUCACGUGCCAGAACUCAGAUUGUGCACUUCCUGCGGUCAAGAAGGAUCGCUACCUGUAUGAGACAGGCUUCGAGAAGCUGCACGUCCGCCGGACGGCCGAGUUGGAGGAAAUCCGCGUGGCGCGCGAGGCGAAGAAGCAGCAGGAGAUCCAGAAGCGCCGACGCGAUCGUGAGCAGAAGCAGGAAGUGCGAGCGAUGCACAGGGCCGGUGAGGUCGGCACGAAGGAGUACGAGGAACGGCUCAAAGAGGUGCAAGCACACCGGCAGCGAGAGAAGAAGGUCUAUGAGAAACAGCAGAGCGAAGAGGAGGCAGAGCGCCGACGCGUGCUGCAAGCGGGCGAGAAGGAGUUCCAGAUACAAGAGGCCCGGUACCGCCAGGAGCGCGUGCGGGAGCUCCAGCGCCAGAAGCUGAUCCUCGAACAAGGAAUCAAAGAGAGAGAGGCAGAGGCCGUGCGCGACGCCCGAGAGUCGGCCAAAGAAGAGCUGCGCCGGAGGCGCAUCUUAGACCUGGAGCAGAAGCGAGCAAAGGUUCUCGCAGUAAAAGCCGACCAAGAGGAGCGUAAGAAGCGGCGGGAAGAGGAGAAGUGCUACAUCUACACUCCUGCCCCUCGCCUUAGUGACAAGGUGAAGGCUGCCGCUGCGGAAGCAAUGGCUCAGUGGGAUGCCCAAUUCACUGCUCAGAGCCUCGCGGCACAGGCCCAAGCGCAAGCAGCCGCUCUCGAGGGAUCGGCGCAGGCCUCCUCGGGUGCGAUGCCCGCGGGCUAA
This is a messenger RNA of Symbiodinium sp. CCMP2592, 846 nucleotides long. The record is from the annotation of a GenBank genome assembly. Lineage: Eukaryota; Dinophyceae; Suessiales; Symbiodiniaceae.